AUGGGCAGGCCGCCGUGGUGCGAAUGCGACAAGGCGGGGAUCAAGAAGGGGCCAUGGACGCCGGAGGAGGACCUCACCCUCGUCUCCUACAUCCACGAGCACGGCGCCGGCAGGUGGCGCCUCGUGCCCGCCAGCACGGGCCUCCUGCGCUGCAGCAAGAGCUGCCGCCUCCGAUGGACCAACUACCUCCGCCCCGGCAUCCGCCGCGGCAACUUCAGCCCCCGCGAGGAACGCGUCAUCGUCCACCUCCAGUCCUUGCUAGGCAACAGGUGGGCCGCCAUUGCUUCCCAUCUCCCACAGAGGACCGACAACGACAUCAAGAACUACUGGAACACUCACCUCAAGAAGAAGCUCCAGGAGGAAAAGGAAAAACAGCAAGCAGCCAUCUUCGCCGCCGCCGGACAUGUCGACGACGACCGGCGCCAUCGUCGUCACGACGUGACCGCCAGUAGUCCCCUCUCCAAGGACGACGGCAGCUACGGCUACGCGCGCCCGGCGGCCUGCAGCAGCUCCACAGCUGCUGAUGAGGUCACCCAGCUACUCAUCGCCCGGCGGCACUCGUCGUCGUCGUCGUCGUCGUACCCCUCUAGUAUGGACAACAUAUCCAAGCUGCUCAAAGGCUUCCUGAAGAGCUCCCCGCCGCCGGCGCAGGAUGACGACGCUGCCGACAGCAAGCUCAAGCCCUCGGCCAUCGACGACGACGUCGUCGUCCAUCCUUUCGUAACUUUCGACCACAUGUCUGGCACCACCGGCAGUGCGCUGCCACCCAUCUCCGACGUGGCAUCGACGGCGCCGCCGCAGCAAGUGCUGACGACGGGACAUGGCUGUUUCCACGACGAGGCCCAGCAGCAGCAGCAGCAGCUGUCGUCAAUAGAGAACUGGUUGUUCGACGAGCCCAAUAAGCAGCAGAGGAUGGAGAACUCCGACGGCUGCUGCUCACUUCUUCCCAUGCUGUUUUAG
Messenger RNA from Sorghum bicolor (sorghum), 960 nucleotides. Its product is annotated as transcription factor MYB30. The transcript has a single exon. Gene Ontology annotation, biological process: response to auxin. Bases 1 to 960 code for a protein of 319 amino acids. The record is from RefSeq and is a predicted model, not a curated record. NCBI's taxonomy places the organism in Eukaryota, Viridiplantae, Streptophyta, Magnoliopsida, Poales, Poaceae.